UUCAAGAAAAAAUAAGGAAAUAUAAAAAGUUCAUUUAAAAAAAGUCAAAAUGAUAGUUUUAUAUUCCGUAAUUUUCAUUUCCAUUCUGACUUAUUUUUUGGUUCGAAUUCAGCUUAAAAGACGUGAAAUCGAACGAGAUUUCGGGCAUAUUCCAAGUCCCAAGGAAUUGUCUGGAUUCGGAAAUAUUUUACUCCUGAAAAAACGAUCACUAACUGAAGCAUCGGAUUUAUUGGAAAAAAUUACUCCUGAACCAACUACAAAAGUGACGUUCGCGGGACAUGUAGCUUUUGCCAGUUACGAUCCAGAAAUUUGUAAGCAAGUUUUACUGUCCACAAGUUUCUUGGAGAGACCUUUUAUGUUUGAUUUUUUCAAACUGGAACAUGGAUUGGUUUCGGCUUAUUAUAAAAAUUGGAAACCAGUAAGAUUGGCUCUGAAUAAAACUGUGAGUCAGGCAAGUGUCUUGGGCAUGAUAGAAAAAUUUAAUAAACAUGCCGAUCGAUUAGUGACAAAAUUUGAAUGGUUUCUCGAUGAUGAAAAGUUUGAUGUGAUCAACAUUUGCAUGCGGUAUGGGAUGGAACAAGUAUUCGAUACAAUGCUCGAAACCGAGUUCACCGCCGACUAUCACGAUGGUCACAUGAUUCAAGAGUUAAAUGAAGUUGCGUGUGCCAGAUCUUUCUAUCUCUUGUACUACCCGGAAUGGAUUUUUCGAUGGACCAAAUUGCAUAAACGAGCGCAAGGUUGGCACGAUUACAUGGAGUUGAUUUUGCGACCAAUCAUUCAAAAGCGAAAACUUUUUGAACAUCUUAACCAUGAAAAAAUCGACUCAAAACCAACUUUCAUGCAAGAACUUCAAAGAAUCACUUAUGGCGAGAAAACUGUACCAAAGCAAGCGAUGAUGGACAACUUGAAGUUGAUAAUUUUGGCAGGAGCUGAACCUCUAUCGAUCGCAAUUUCGAACGUUUUGACAAUGUUGGCAAUCCAUCCAGAAAUCGAUGAAAAAGUCUACGAAGAAAUUCAGCAGUUUUACAAGGAAGAUAUUCCCUUGGACAAUGAGUACUUGAAAAAUUUUGAACUUUUGGACAGAGUUAUACAGGAAACGAACCGAUUAUUCACCGUUAUUCCUGGAACAAUCCGAGAUACAAUGUUCGAUACUUACAUAAAAGGAAUCGGUUUAAUUCCGAAAGGUACCGUAAUUGGUCUCAUUUACACCAAAUUGCAUCGUGAUCCCAAAAUUUGGGGUCCUGACGCCAAUAAAUUCAAUCCGGAUCACUUUCUUCCGGAAAAAAUCGCUGAACGUCAUCCUUAUAGUUACUUACCGUUCAGUGGAGGCGCCCGUAGUUGCUUUGGUCGCCAUUUUGGCAUCGUAGCUACAAAAAUCGCCCUAAUUAAAGUCCUCGCCAAGUACAAGUUCACAACGAAAGCCAAGAUGGAAGACAUUAUCUUCAGAUUCAGUCUCGUCAUGAAGAUUGAAAAUAAAUUCGGAAUGCAAGUGAAUAGACGAUAAAAGUGAGUGGCCCUGAACGAAAGAGGAGAAGAGCAGAAAAAAAACUUUCUGAAGUACUUUGUUUGUUCAUCACUCAAUGACAAUAUUAAUAACAAAUAAUAAUAACAAUAAUAAAUAAUGAUAAAAAAAAAGUU
This is a messenger RNA of Culicoides brevitarsis, 1638 nucleotides long. RefSeq names its product probable cytochrome P450 313a1. The record is from RefSeq and is a predicted model, not a curated record. The transcript is spliced from 4 exons. Lineage: Eukaryota; Metazoa; Arthropoda; Insecta; Diptera; Ceratopogonidae. Bases 50 to 1504 code for a protein of 484 amino acids. Gene Ontology annotation, molecular function: oxidoreductase activity, acting on paired donors, with incorporation or reduction of molecular oxygen; heme binding; monooxygenase activity.